This is a messenger RNA of Nestor notabilis (Kea), 882 nucleotides long. Its product is annotated as rho-related BTB domain-containing protein 3-like. Gene Ontology annotation, molecular function: GTPase activity; GTP binding; protein binding. The annotation marks the transcript as partial. The record is from RefSeq and is a predicted model, not a curated record. The transcript has 4 exons. Lineage: Eukaryota; Metazoa; Chordata; Aves; Psittaciformes; Psittacidae.
GACAUAUUUGACAGUGACUGGUAUACCUCCCGCAGUCUCAUUGGAGGAGCUGAUAUUAUUGUGAUUAAAUACUCCGUCAAUGAUAGGACUUCGUUUCAAGAACUAAAGGACAGUUAUGUCCCAAUGAUAAAAAAAGCAUUAAAUCACUGCUCAGUUCCAGUGAUAAUUUCUGCUAUUGGUGCAAGAAAAAAUGGAGUGCCUUGUACCUGCCCCCUGUGCGCAUCGGACAGAAGGAGCUGUGUCACCACUGCCGAAGGAGUUCAGCUUGCCAAGGAACUAGGAGCCACUUACCUUGAGCUGCACACUCUUAAUGACUUCUACAUACAGAAGUACUUUGGAGGCGUGCUGGAAUAUUUUAUGAUCCAAAGUUUGAAUCAGAAGUCAUCUCAAAAAAUGAAGAAAAGGAAAAAGAUGCCGAAGUGUCAUCGAGUUCAACCACCUCAGCUUGAACAGCCAGAAAAAAUGCCAAUCUUGAAAGGUGAAGCCUCACACUACGAUGCGGACCUGCACAACCUGCUCUGUUGCUGUCAGUGCGCGGAUGUGGCGUUCUACCCCGAGGACCUCAGCACAGUGGUGGAGGCUCACAAGGUCAUCCUCUGCUCUGUCAGCCACCUCUUCAUGCUGCUUUUUGAAGUGAAAAGCCCUGUGGACAUCUGUGAUGCCUCCAUCAUGCAGAUGGCGCAGAGCCUUUUCACAGUGGAGGCAGAGGCUGCCUUCCCACAGGCGCCCCGUGGCAUCCCACCCUGCGUCCCUCUGGUGAGGGUGGUGGUGAAGGACUCUGCCUUCUGCUUGUGUCUCCCAGACAUCCUCCACUUCAUCUAUUCAGGUACCCACUGGGAAUGGGUCUGGCUACUCAAUUCUGAUACAGCUGAUGUCUUGUGA